AUGAAAUCCUUUGAACUGAGCGAAGAGAUGUCUUCAUGCGAAGAAUCGACCACAACCAUCUCGAAUGGGCCUGAAAACCACAUAGAUCUCCCGAUUGAGAAUCAAGAAAACGAUAUAAACAUCACUAACAGCAACAGCAAUGAAUCGUUUUCACCGGAGAAAGUGACUCUUCUCAAGUCAACGACUUCCAUCUUUAAUGAUUCUCCUGUUGUGAGUGGCCCAAGUUAUUCUGAUCUUGAUAGACAGAUUGAGCAACUUCGACGAUGCGAGAUCAUCACCGAAAGUGAAGUCAAAAGCUUGUGCUCCAAAGCCCGUGAAAUAUUGAUUGAAGAGUCAAAUGUUCAGCGAGUUGAUGCUCCUGUUACUGUCUGCGGUGAUAUUCACGGACAGUUCUAUGAUCUCAAGGAACUUUUCAAAGUAGGCGGUGAUGUCCCUACAACAAACUAUCUUUUUAUGGGUGAUUUUGUCGAUCGUGGAUUUUAUUCAGUGGAAACCUUUCUACUCUUACUUGCCUUGAAAGUCCGAUACCCUGACAGAAUAACUCUGAUUCGAGGAAAUCAUGAAUCUCGUCAAAUCACUCAGGUGUAUGGCUUUUACGAUGAGUGUUUACGAAAGUACGGUACUUCAACUGUCUGGCGCUAUUGUACAGAAGUUUUUGAUUACUUGUCGCUAUCUGCCAUUAUCGAUGGAAAGAUAUUCUGUGUUCACGGUGGCCUUUCUCCUUCGAUUCAGACACUGGAUGAAAUUCGCAUAAUUGACCGAAAGCAAGAAGUUCCUCAUGACGGCCCGAUGUGCGACCUCCUUUGGUCCGACCCUGAGGAGACUACUGGCUGGGGCAUGUCGCCUCGAGGAGCUGGCUUUUUAUUUGGCUCCGAUGUUGUGCAGCAAUUCAAUGCUACCAACAAUCUCGAGAUGAUUUGCCGCGCUCACCAACUUGUCAUGGAAGGCUACAAGUGGCACUUUAACGAGUCCGUCUUAACUGUUUGGUCUGCUCCCAACUACUGCUAUCGCUGUGGCAACGUGGCCGCGAUACUUGAACUUGACGAAAACUUGGGUCGCGAGUUCACCAUUUUCGAAGCUGCUCCUCAGGAAACGCGAGGAAUACCAUCGAAAAAGCCACAGCCGGAUUAUUUCCUCUGA
Messenger RNA from Rhagoletis zephyria (snowberry fruit fly), 1140 nucleotides. NCBI's taxonomy places the organism in Eukaryota, Metazoa, Arthropoda, Insecta, Diptera, Tephritidae. The record is from RefSeq and is a predicted model, not a curated record.